GACGUCAUGACGUCAGGUUAACGGAAACGUCCGAGUAGCAAACAGAGACGGUGGAGAGAAGUUAUCGAGACCAACCACUUUCUUCCUCCUCCACCUCCUUCUUUUCUUCGGUUUUAUUUGUGUUUAGUGUCGUGUUUCGUACCUGAAACGGAGCGAAGGACUACCAGACGUCUCAGUGCUCGAUCGCCCUUCGCUCACUGAGGUAAGACCUUCUUUUGACCCGACUCACCUGAGGCGCUUGCAGGCAUGAACCACAGCGCCAUGGACCACAGCGCCAUGGACCACAGCGCCAUGGACCACAGUCAGCACACCAUGGCUCCGCCCACCUCUGGCGGUGGACAUGACCACGGAGGAGGAAGCGAUGGCGGACACGGGGGGAUGGGGAUGGUGAUGACCUUCUACUUCGGGUACAGCAACGUGGAGCUGCUCUUCACCGGCCUGCUCAUCAACUCACCCGGAGAGAUGGUCGGGGCGUGCGUCGGUGUCUUCCUAUUGGCCGUACUGUACGAGGGGUUGAAGAUGGGCCGGGAGACGCUGCUGCGUCGCAGUCAGGUCAACGUCCGCUACAACUCCAUGCCGCUCCCUGGGGGGGACGGGACGGUGCUGAUGGAGACGCACAAGACGGUCGGCUCAGUGAAUGACAGUCGUUGUUUGGAGGAGGCGACACUUCCUGACGGAUUUAAGUCCCGCCUCUUUCAACGCUCGAUCAGGCAGCGGAUGCUAAGCCCCGCCCACUUUCUGCAGACCCUGUUGCACAUCGUUCAGGUGGUCGUCAGCUACAUCCUGAUGCUCGUCUUUAUGACCUACAACGCCUACCUCUGCAUUGCCGUGGCAGCCGGCGCCGGCAUGGGCUACUUCCUGUUCAGCUGGCGGAAGGCGGUGGUGGUCGACAUCACGGAGCACUGCCAUUAGCCGGCGCCCUCGCCAGCCUUCUGAUCGGGACGUUUAGUUUUGCUCAUCACAAUCCAACACUUUAGCUUCACGUUAGCCAACCUGGAGGCAUAAAUCACCAGGAUGUUAGCGCAGAAAGAAACGACACUAAAUUACAAGCCUUACCCGUUGGUAACCAUGGUAACGCAUCGUAACUUGUGCACUAACGUCUGUAGUUGGUGAUUAACAAAUCCAACAAGCUGACCAAUCGCGGCUCUGAUCACCUGAGGUCACCUGAUUGGCCAAAUCACGUCGUAAUGUCUUUUAUUUCCUUUUUGUUGCCAUGACAACUGGCCGAUCAGUGCUAGCUGCUGUUAGCCUACGUAGUUUACAUAUACACUCGUUAGCAUCGUUAGAGGAGCCGUCCAUCAUUAAACAAUUUCUAAUAUUAAAUAUAAAUAUAAUCAGUUAAUACAUGUUUUAGGAAAACAUUUUCAUUUAGAUUUUAUUUCAAUGAAAUUAUUUAAAAAAUAACUUUCUAGAUUUUUUUGCUGUUUGUUAAAAUAAUUUCUCCACUAAACAGACAAAUUCAUCAGAUUUAUUUUUAAAGAAAUGUAGGUUAAAUAAAAAAAACUCCGCCUUUAAAAUGAUUACAUCCUUUUAUUUUUGAGGGAUGAUUCCUAUUGGUGUUCCAGUCAGUCAAUCACAAUUCAAAUGUUUUAAACACCAUUCGUCUAGUUUUCUUCUUCAUAAAAAAGAUCAUGAAACUUGAAGCUGCUUUUUGAGUCAACUUGAACCCUUUAUGUCUGCGUCUUUCCUCUUCCACGUCGGCCUUUGAACCGAGCGCUGCCUUAACGAGGCCCCUAACGAGGCCCCUAACGAGGCCCCUAACGAGGCCCCUAACGAGGCCCCUAACGAGGCCCCUAACGAGGCCCACGACGUGUCUGCUAACGGCGUAAAGAAAAGGGACAACGGACACUUAACUGCUUCAACAGACGUCAUCGUUACUUAUCUGGAUUCUUUUUCUUUUAUUCAUAUAGAUUCAGAUCGAUAGGUGGGUGGAGUUUACCUGCUGGACCAAUCAGGAGUGUGGUUACUUUUUCUCAACUAAAUGUUAGACGUCCACUUCCUGUCCAACUAGUCUGAAUCUGGGUGUGAAUCUGUUUGACAUUGUUUAAAAUCAAGUCUUUCUGGUUAAAACUGUCUGUGAAGGAAACUGUUUGUCAGAGUAUUAACGUGUCUGAACAAUGUUUUAAUUGUCACAAAUGCUGGAAACGUAUAAUAAAGUUUAUGAAGAAACUCGCCAUCUGUUCUGAGUGUUAAACCUCAGACAGAACUAUUUACAACCAAAGUGUAACAUGUUUAUUUUAUAAGAAUUUUAUUGUAAAUCUCUUAAUCUGCAGAAAAUGAAUGAAAUGGAACUAUCAAACUAUUUGGAUAAAAUAAAAUCUGUUCAUCGUU
Messenger RNA from Pungitius pungitius (ninespine stickleback), 2331 nucleotides. RefSeq names its product solute carrier family 31 member 1 (gene slc31a1). NCBI's taxonomy places the organism in Eukaryota, Metazoa, Chordata, Actinopteri, Perciformes, Gasterosteidae. The coding region runs from base 247 to 912 and encodes 221 amino acids. Gene Ontology annotation, biological process: copper ion transmembrane transport. The transcript has 7 exons. The record is from RefSeq and is a predicted model, not a curated record. Gene Ontology annotation, cellular component: plasma membrane. Gene Ontology annotation, molecular function: copper ion transmembrane transporter activity.